AAGCCAGUUUACUUAUUGUUGACAGCUGCUAAGCAAUCCAGGAUGCAGACGAAUUUUACUACAGAUGCUUGGUAAACAAGAUCCGCGUUUUUUAUUCGGGAAUAAUGAGUCAUGACAAAAAUGAAGAUGACAGGGAAAGAAUCCCACGAGAAAAGUUACAUGAUCAAAACGAGCAGUUAACGCAGAAACACGUACAGACUUUACAAUUCGUGCAGGAAAUUGCACGUGAAAACAAGGCACUGAAAGCUACAAUCGCUGAAUAUGAGAAAGAAAAGGAGAAAUGCAAGGAAAUCCAUGCCAUUGCGGAGGAGAGUCAGACAAGGCUCAAACAGAUGCAGGAACAGCUACAGCAGAGAGGGGACGAGAUUAAUGCUAUGUUGAUAGAGAAACACAAAGAGGAGACUCCAGCCAAGAAGGAUCCUGAGAUGAUGAAAGUGUUAGAAGAAAAAGUGGAAGGAGAGAGAAAAUUAACCCUGGAGAAAACUGAGCUCAGGGACAGAGUGGAAAAACUGGAGAGAACAAACCAGGAAUUACUCCUACGACUGGAGGGACAAACGGCCCUUCAGAGUAGAAUAGAAGAUGAACAGAAAAUAUCCAAAUCAUACAAAGAUGAAAAUGAAGAAUUGAAGCGGGAACUAGAAAGUCUGAGACACCAGAAGCGACAGCCUGUUGACUUUGAGGAAGUGGACAUGAUAAAGGCCAGAAACAAUCAACUUAUACAGGAGUUGAGAGAGGCAAAUCAGAAAAACAUGGAACUAAACUUCCGUCUCAGUAAACUAGAGAAAGAACUAGCACAACAGGAAGAGGAUAAGGACAAGGUGACCUUGAUAGAGAACCUUAAAGUCAAGGUCACUCAGAUGCAGGCAGAGCGAGGAAGUGCUUUGGAAAAAGAACGCAAUUAUGAAAAAAUGUUAAAAGAACUGCAAGCAGAAAUGAUGUCUUUGAAAGAAUCCUAUGUGAUUGUAGAACUAGAUAAACAAAGAAUUUAUACCGAGUACCAGAAGGUGUUGGCAGAACUGAUGUAUUUACGUAAGAAAGAUUCCAUUGAUAGUGCGAGUAAGUCAUUCAAAGAUUUCGUACAACUGAAAAGAGAAUUAAAUGAAGUUAAAACUGAAAACAGUGAUUUGCGUCGAAUGGUAAAGCCAUCACAAUUGCCAAUGUUGAAGGAUAGUGACAGUAUGAAAAGGUUAGAUGAUAGGCGAGGAUCAGGCACUUCACAAACCUCAAAGUCCUCUAAUGGUGGCAGACAACGACAGCACAGAACCAAGAGUUUGAAUUUCCUAACUAGUUAACUUGUAAUUGCAAUGU
Molecule: messenger RNA, 1308 nt
Organism: Pecten maximus
Lineage: Eukaryota; Metazoa; Mollusca; Bivalvia; Pectinida; Pectinidae
Product: myosin-9-like
Exons: 6
Coding region: 105-1292 (395 amino acids)
Source: RefSeq, a predicted model, not a curated record